Acanthamoeba castellanii str. Neff is the source of this 840-nucleotide messenger RNA. RefSeq names its product muramoyltetrapeptide carboxypeptidase. NCBI's taxonomy places the organism in Eukaryota, Discosea, Longamoebia, Acanthamoebidae. The record is from RefSeq and is a predicted model, not a curated record. The transcript is spliced from 8 exons. The coding region runs from base 1 to 840 and encodes 279 amino acids.
AUGGAGGCGACGAUGAGCGCUGCCGCGGCACCGUUCCUCGCACCGGUGGUAAAGCCGGGAGACACUGUUGGCUUCAUCUCUCCAGCGAGUCCCAUCUAUUACACAUCUUGGACGCCGAAGACCUAUCCGGAGCACAUCAACCAGACGGUCUCUCCGCUGGGCCUCAAGUCCAAGUUUGCCCCGCACUGCUUCGAAGAGUACGGCUACUUGGCCGGGACUGACCAACAGCGAGCCGACGACGUGAUGGCGAUGUUCAAAGACCCGAGCGUGAAGAUGAUCGUUGCCAACCGAGGAGGCUGGGGCUGCAACCGCUUCAUCGACAUGCUGGACUACGAAGUGAUUGCACGCAACCCCAAGGUGAUCAUGGGCUACAGCGACCUCACGGGUCUUCUCAACGCCAUUCACACCAAGACCGGCCUCGUGACCUUCCACGGGCCGAUGGGACUGGAUCAGUGGUGGAGCAAGGGUGACGGUGUGUCGGGCAAGGUCGUUCACCAAAUGGUGCAGCAGGCCGCCCCGCUUCGUCUCACCAAUACCGACAACGUGCCCAUCCGAACCAUCACCUCCGGCCGUGCGCGAGGAAAGUUGGUGGGAGGCAACCUGUCCGUGUUCAGUGCCAUGAUCGGGUGUACGAACUGCGAGGCCUCGAACAAGAACCGCACCCUCCCGCUGGACCUCAUCAUCGACCAGAAGAUCAAGCCUCUGGGCAUUCCCGCCUUCACCGGCGCUAUGUUUGGCCAUGAUCUCGAUGCCCAGUACACGCUUCCGAUCGGGCUCGAGGUGGAGAUUGACUCUGCUUCUGGUACCAUCCAGAUGCUGGAGAGCGCAGUUCGGCUCUAG